Polychytrium aggregatum is the source of this 2886-nucleotide messenger RNA. RefSeq lists its product as uncharacterized. Lineage: Eukaryota; Fungi; Chytridiomycota; Chytridiomycetes; Polychytriales. Bases 209 to 2695 code for a protein of 828 amino acids. The record is from RefSeq and is a predicted model, not a curated record. The transcript has a single exon.
ACCAGUUCUACACUUUCCAGACGCCCUGACCACCUGUUUGCACAUCCCCAGCCCCCCCCCUUGCAUUAUCGGUAUUCUCAUCGACCUCGCCCUCCCUCCGUCCUGACCCUUGUGCAAACUUUGCCUCCUUCCGCUGCACCGGCGGCCCAUUCCUGCCCACUCCUGCCCUCUGUACGCCCGUUUGCUUCGACUGGAGCUCUAGAACACCAUGUUCCCUUCCUCGGGUCCAUCUGCAUCCUCGAUCACCCCGCCGUCCUCGAGCUCGCUGCAAGUAACUCCCCACCCCAAUCUUAUACCCGAUGAAGGCUAUGCCAGCGUCAUCGCCGAGCUCACUCGGGAUAUCACGAGUCUGCGGCAGGCCAGUGAUGUGCUUCUCGAGGAAAUCAAAAAGAAGGAGAUUCUUCUCGAUUUCUACAUCCAAAAGGAGGAUCUGACCCAGCAGCGCAAGCUCCACAUCGACAAUGGCGUCUCCAUACUCGGCUCCAAGAUUCACCCCUGGGGCAGCUCGGCCACUGGCCCUCCCCCUUCCAACCUGAUCGACCCAACCCAGCGCACCUUCCAUAACCCCAUGAUCCCGGGCUCUCAUCUCGGCUCACCGUUCGUAGAUGCUGUAUCGGUGCCGAAGCCGCCGCCGACACAGGAUCUUGGCAGGACCGCAGGAUACAGCAGCGACGGUCCGCUGGCGUCGAUGCAGCACACCCAUACGCAACACUCGCACACGCACAACCACCACCCGCACAGCCAGCACGGAUCGAGUUCGCUGGCACGCACUCCAUCUUCGUUGCUCUCCCAGCAGCACCAGAUCAAGCCCCUGAUUUUCCACCAAUUCCAGCCAUCGGGUCAAGCGAAUCCGCCCCUUGGGUCGCACAUCGAACUGGAUGCCCCAGAGAUGCUGUACCAGAGUCUCGACGAGACGCUGCGCUCGGGUCCGCUGUCCAUCUUUUCGGUUUCAAACCUGAUUCCGACACAGUUGCCGAUAUCGGCAGACGACCAUUCGUACUUGGACCUUUCUCGCGUCGGCCACUUUGGGUCGUCCCUGCCGUCGCCAUCAGAUCCAAGCUCUCCCCAUCCCCCAGGACCCGGCUACGAUGGGUAUGUUCCUUCUCCGCGUAAGCCAGAUGCCGCUGUUUGGGUAGCGGCUUCGGUGCUCUCAGCCCAGCAGCCGACGAGCCAGGGCUCCUCCAGCCACUCGGAAUCACCCCAGCAAACCGAACCCGAGCCCGCUCUGAUCGAGUCGUCCGACGUGCUCGAGUCCCGGAAGCGCAAGAACGGCGUGGAGAUUGUUGGCAGGUGCAAGAAAUGCGACCGCCCGCUUGCCCACCUGCAUCUGCAUGGAUACAAUGACCCCAACAAUCUGUGCAGCAUCGAAAUUGUCUGCCCCACCUGCGAUGCUGCCUCUGCGGGCCCCGACGGCCCCGACGCCCCAGAUUUGUCAAAUGCCUCGCAGGACUCGAAGCGCCUCAAGAAGCGGCCCAAGCGCCGCGGCUCUACCGACAGCUCUGUCCUCGACUGCUAUGUGUGCAAGCGGCAUAUUGCCUACGGUACCAUCCAUGCCAUCAGCCUCGACACUCCGUCGACCAAAAAGUUUGCCAAGCUCGGCAACAUCAACAGCGAUCCAAGCGCGAGCUCGGACGACCCCGACGGCGCAAUCUUCGAGCAGCCGACAAAGACCGUGGUUCCGCCCGUCGGCGCCUUCAUCACCGACGUUCUCAGCAAGACCGAGAUCAUAUGCAUCUCAUGCAACAAAAAGUACCGGCUCUGCACCGACUGCGGCGGAGGCGGCAAGUGGCGCACGGGCAAGUGGCGGCCGGUCGAGAUGUUCAUGAAGGGCCGCAAGACCUGCAGCCUGCAGCACGGGCGUGUCGGCAACAUCCCGGCCGACAGCAACCUGUGCAUCCUGCCGGCGCAGAGCUCGCCCGACUCGCCUUUUGUCACCCGGGACAUUAUCGAAAUGUACGAAAACACCAUCCUCAACACCCUCGGCACUCCUGCGAUCCUGGAGAACUGCGUGCACUUUCCGACGUACGCCUCGAUCCAAAACCGCAUCAAGGAGCUCAUCUCCGAGAUCAGGCAGCAGCUCGAUGACCCAGUCUCGCACGAUAAGAUCCGCUAUCUCAUCACCUGGACUGGCCAUAUGAACAAGGCCCGCAAGCUCAAGCGAGGCUCCAGCUCAGCCCUCUUGAACAGUGCCGACGCCGGUAGCGGCGGGGACGGUGGGCGUUCCUCGGGCUCGCCGCAAACAGCGGCCUCUGUGGCUGUUGGUGCUGUGACAGAGCGACGUAUCCUCUGUUUCCAGAUCCUGACGGUUUGUCUCAAGAACCAAUGCGCCGAGGUCUCGCUCGGCGAAGAUCUCCGGAGCGACCCCACCUAUUCCAACUUCCAUCGAGUGACCAUGUACCAGCUACUGCAAUAUGCGCUCAGGGAUCUUGCCAGCCGCAACCUACCGCCCAUCAAAUAUGUGUGGCUGCCGACUCGCAGCAGCGCCACCUACUACGGGCCCUGGCUCAAUGCGCUGCUCAAGGUCGGGUUCAUCCCAUGCGAGGAGUUCAUCGAGGCGCGCCGGGCAGAGGGCAUCCAUCUAGAGCCCGAGUGGUUUGUGGAUGCGAGCCUGCCGCCGUCGAUUGCACCGCAGUUCAGGAGCUAUGUCAUCAAAAUAGAAGACUAUCUGGUGCCCAGCGAUAAGGAUCCCAAGUAGCUGCGACCGAAACGUCUGCCGUUCACAUGCGGCCUGGCUGAUGAAUCUGCUUCGACCCACCCUCUCCUCAACGACACUUUGCGACCUCGCUCUUCCCUCCCUCCUCCUGUCUUUUCUCUAUCGCUAUUCCUUGUAUAAAUACAAUCUGAGUGAUUUCCGUGUGCUUGAAUGCGAGACGGACACUGAUGGCC